Molecule: messenger RNA, 759 nt
Organism: Cladophialophora carrionii CBS 160.54
Lineage: Eukaryota; Fungi; Ascomycota; Eurotiomycetes; Chaetothyriales; Herpotrichiellaceae
Exons: 1
Coding region: 1-759 (252 amino acids)
Source: RefSeq, a predicted model, not a curated record
AUGAGCUUGCAGGGGGAUAGCAUUUUCACCCAUGUCCGAACAAAACUGCGACAGUCUCGAUCCAGCGUGAUGCUGGCGACCCCGUCACAAUACCCAUACCGAAACUCUGGCUGGGAUGACGUUCCUGUAGCAUAUCGGCCUGUUGAGAGAGCCGAAUAUCGCGCCGUCAAUGGGUAUUACCUGGAUCGACCUCUGCCGGGACCCCCUCCAGGACCUCCGCCGCGUCCUCGGACGAUGUCCCCUCAAUCGUUCCACGAGGUCAGAGCAAGUUUGGAUGUCGGCAAUCUGAGAAUCCCGACACCACGUACGCAUCGCACGAGGUCGGCUGAGAUGGCGCAGAGACGGUGGUCGGGACUUGAUGGCCGUGAGAUGGACUUCCAAAACAAAGACACCAGCGUCAAUAUCGCUGUAGCUCUUCCGCCAGAUCAUCUCGAACCUCCGCCACCGUACUCUCGCUAUGAUGUACCUCCCGCAACUGGCUACCCGCCACGACCGAGGUCGCAGCCUCCCCCAGUGCUCACGACGCACUAUGUGAAGCCAUAUGACCCGAUCGACUAUAUUGGAGUUGGGACUCAGGGUACGAGGAGACCAGUGGACGACGUGCCAAUCAUCGCCGCGCCACAGCCACCUACGCCGGUGUCGCCUCUCAACACGCUGGACCUGCAGUAUCUGGCCAUGAGACGCCGGCCAGCCUCUGAAAAUAACGUUACCCUUGAUGGUCUGUUAAGUCAUCCCAUGCUGCAACAAGGCUCGCACUAG